UCUCACUUUUCUUCUCUUUCUUUAUUCCAUCCUACCUAUCUAUCUAUCUAUCUAUCUAUCUGUGUUCUUUCUUUAUUAUGUUCUUUCUUCCCCCCGCCUCUGGCUAUAAACCCGGAUGAAUGACUUCACUUUUCCGCCUGGGUGUUCCUUUAUGGUCUUUGGGAUCUCCCUGCGUUUUUCCACCAGAGCUGCGCGCAUCACCACCAAUCCCUGUCUCUCCCUCUCUCUCUCUCCUUCUCUCUCUCCUUCUCUCUCUCUCUCUCUCUCUCUGUUACCAUAACAGCUCACUGAGUCCGGAGUCGGAGCGAGCGCGCGCUGCUGGAGUUUACACUCAACCCGAACCCGAACCCGAACCUGAACCUGUUCCCGUUUUCCAGUUUUGAACAUCUCUCUCUCUCUCUCUCUCUCACACACACACACACACUUUCUUGUCUUCAGCCAUGUCCGAGGUUUUGCCCUACAGUGAGGGGAAGAUGAACGGCUACGGGCCGGACGACGAGGUCGGACAAAUGUCGUUCAGCUGCCGGCUGCAGGACACCAACUCGUUUUUCGGCGCGUCGCAGUCAAAAAGGCCGCCGAAACUCGGACAGAUCGGACGCGCAAAACACGUGGUCAUUGAAGACGACCGAAUAGACGAGGUGCUGAAAGGCAUGGCGGAUAAACCGUCCCCCGGUGUGUAGAGCCUCCAGACGCAUAAGAACCUUUUUUUGCAUUUAAUCACCGGUUUGAAGCACCGCAUGUAAAGCAGUGAGGAGCGACUGAGAAGCCUCUGAGGAUCAGGAUGCUGAGAGCGGACUGAGGAAGAGAUGAUGAUGAUGAUGAUGAUGAUGAUGGACUGACAGGACAUGACAUGACCGCGGGUGUUGGGUUUUAGGGCUGAAAAAAUAAUAAGCGGAAUUUUCUUUCCAAGCUGCUGGUUUAGCUUAUAAUCCUCCAAACAAAACCCAUCUAGAUAAAUCCACCUCCUUCAUCACAGCGAUGAGAAGAAGACCUGCUCGGGUCCGACUUCAUCCGUCAUCACGAUAUCAGUAUUCAGUAUCGGACAUCGGUAUCGGUUUUAGUGCCACGUUUCAUCGAUGUAGCUGCGUUCACGUGCUGUCGGAGAUCGUAGGAGUAAAUACGGGUCGCGAGCUCACACAUGACGCAACACUCAGUUUUAAUAGUAGAUAGAAAUGAAAUGCAACAGUUGAUGAUAAUUGUGUGCAUGCAAAAAAAAACCUGCAUGACAUUUCAACUGUAGGAUUAUUCAGCGCUAUUUAAUAUUAAUGUGUUAGACUAGAACUGUGCACUCUUAGAAAUAACGGUUCCAACCUGCACUCUUUCCUGUCAGGCAGUUGCUACCUUCCAAGGUACAUGUUGUUCAUCUUUAAUUAAGCUUUAAAGGGACAUCAUUUCUCCUUUAGCUCCAAUGAAACACCUUCAAUUAGUUUUACAACAACAAGAAAAGUACCUUGGCACCUUUCCCUGUCCCACUGCAGCCUGAACAUCAAGUCACAGUUUGUGUUUGCUUGCUAUAGGCUAGCUGGGGUGUUCAUUACGUAACACCCACACACCAUGCUCUGUUGUUGUUUAUUUCCACUUCCGGCUUCCGCGUCAUGCCCUAAUUACACACUUCCGACCCGGAAAUAUAGGAGCGCUUGAACGUAGCAUGAGCUUAUUUUAAAGUUUAACAUCACACACACACACACACACACACACACACAUGGAACAGGCCUGGUCCUGGUGGGUGUGUGUGUCAACCAGAGAAGAAGACAUCUGCAAAUCUGAGUAAAAUAUGCUAAUGAUAUGUUAAUGAUAUGAUAAUGAUAUGGUAAUGAUAUGAUAAUUAUCCCCAUAAACACAGCAGGUUAAGAGCAGAUGAACAUGAAGUUUACAUCCAACGCCAGCAAGGAUCUAAAAGAACACAGAAGUACUAAUAAUCAUUCUGAUUUUUUUAAAGGACAAGGAGGAUAUCUAGUUUAUUUCCUUUCAUCUUUUUUUUAAUGUUUGGCGUCGUGUAUAUAUGAAAAUCUCUUGGUGAUUGAGUUUGCAUGAACUUUGUGCCAAUGCGGGUGUCUCUAAAACCCCUUCUUUUUACUGAAGUUAAUAUUUGUAUUUAAUAUUUUUUAUAAAUAAAUAUUUGUUACUUAAUAUGGUAUGCUAGUGAGCAUUCAGAGGAAUAAUAAUAAUAAUAAUAAUAAUAAUAAUAAUAAUAAUGGAAUGUUUCGGAUUUUUGAAUACAUCAGCAUAUUAUUAUUGCUUGUCAUUCCAAAACUGAAAAUAUUUUUACUCCAUUUCAUUUUUCCAUCAAGUCAUCUAACACAGUGUUAUUCACUUUUAUUUUAAAAUAUCUACUUAUUUAUUUAUUUAUUUAUUUUAUUUUAUACUAUUCUGUAUGGUUUGUUGUGCAUGAAAUCUUGAUAUUUUCCAAAUGAAUGAACAUUUUUAUAAAGCGAAAAAAAAGUUUCGUCUCAGCAUUUAUGGAGAAUGAACCAUUGUGUACUCUGAUGCCAUUUCACUGUACUUGCUGAGUUAAUAAAUAGAGACAGAAGUUGUCAA
Molecule: messenger RNA, 2538 nt
Organism: Pangasianodon hypophthalmus (striped catfish)
Lineage: Eukaryota; Metazoa; Chordata; Actinopteri; Siluriformes; Pangasiidae
Gene: camk2n2b
Product: calcium/calmodulin-dependent protein kinase II inhibitor 2
Exons: 2
Coding region: 441-680 (79 amino acids)
Biological process (GO): negative regulation of protein kinase activity
Molecular function (GO): calcium-dependent protein kinase inhibitor activity; protein kinase binding
Source: RefSeq, a predicted model, not a curated record